GCACUGUCGACGUCGUCGUGCCCUCCGUCGUCGUCGGCGUCAAACCGAGUCAUGUCUGACCAGAAGCAAGAAAUUUUACCGCCUGUGCCGGCAAAAGACCUCAGGACGCAGGUAAAGAAGUGGAUGGGCGGACAGACAGACCUGGAUACGACACGUGCCGUGCCACUGUGGCUGUUUAUUGUCUGUCUGUUUGCUCGUUCAGUUUGUGUGUGCGGCCGUGCCUCUCAUCGGCUUCGGUAAGCUGGUGAUUCUACACUCACACAAACACCCACACCGGUGCAAGUCCGUCCACAACGAAUGGUGGGUGAUGUGUGUAUGUGAUGGAUGUGCAGGUUUCAUGGACAACACGAUCAUGUUGCGGGCGGGGGAGCUCAUCGAUUCGACGCUGGGCGUCACAUUUGGACUGGCCACCCUCACUGCUGCUGCUGUCGGUACGUACGCACAGCAAUCAACGCAGACAAUCACGAGCUGAGCUUCUCUCUCUGCAGGCCAGCUGUGCAGCGACACGUCAGGCAUAGUGUUUGGCGGGUGGAUUGAGGCGAUGGCGCAGAGGCUGGGGCUCCCCACACCCAAUGUCACACCUGCACAGAGGCAACAAAUACCAUUCAAGUAGGAACCAGGGCGGUAGGCACAAGACAGAGAGAGAGAGAGAGAGAGAAAGGCGAUCUCUCUCGAUCGCACAAACAAGUGGUGUGCACGUCACGUGUAGGGUUGUGACGACGGCCGGUGCUGCGGUGGGUGUGUGUUUUGGGUGUCUCUUGGGGAUGGCCAACCUGCUCUUCAUGAACGUCGACAAGGCCGAGCGGCAAAAGAAACAGAAGGAGGUACCCAAUAGAUAGAUCGGGAGGGACGAGGGGGAGAGGAUAGACAGGAUGAGUGAGGAUGAGAUGAGACCUUAAGGCAGGCAGGCAGGUGGCUCUUCAUCUCAUCUGUCUUCUUCCGUGCAGCUCGACACCAUAUUCGAGAUGGUCAUGUCCGAUGGGCCCAAAAUGUUCGACUGCGAGAGGGUAAUCAACCAGUGAGUGACGCCACCGACCAGACCCACAGACACACCCAAUCCAAUGCAGUCACUACUCACUUCGCUUCGCCCAUCUGCGAUGGAUGUGUAUGCAAUUCAGGUGACGUUGUUCCUGUACGACAAGAGCAAGGAGGAGCUGUGGUCCAAGGUCGUGUCGGGCGAGCAGGAGGGCUUCCAGAUCGUCCUCAAGACCAACGCAGCAGAGCAGGGCUUCACGCGAUGGGUCUUCUACAACAAAACCAUUGUCAACGUACGAGAGGCCAGAAAGGUAAGGUCGGUCAGAUGCAAUGCCAGAACACAGAGAUGGAGAGAUGGAGGGAAGGGCCACCCGCCAUGGUCUAUCCCAUCCCCUCUUCGCCUGUGCGAGUGUGUAUGUGUCUGUGUAUGUGUAUGUGUAUGUGUAUGUGUGUGUCAGGAUGCGCGCUUCGACCCGUCAGUGGACCACCGGACAGGUUUUGUGACGCGGUCGGUGCUGGCGGGCCCGGUGGUGCGUGAGGACGGCGAGGUCGACGGCGUCAUCAUGCUACUGAACAAGCACAACAGCAAGGGAUUCACAAAGGUACCUACCUGAGCGACCCACUGACUCACACACAGAGGCACACAGUGUAGUGUAUCCACCCGCUCCAUCCCAUGGACUGUCUGUCUCUCUCGUCUGGUCUGGUCUGUGUCUGUCUGUGCAGGAUGACGAGCGAAUGCUGCGCAUGCUGGCCAACCACGUGCGCAUCUUCAUGGACAAGUUUGAGCACGACCCGUCCUCCAACCAGUCGGUUAUCUUCCUCAGAGCCCUCCCCUCGCGAGUGCGGAGGGCCGCCGAAUCCUUCGGCAAGGAAUCCAACAACGACACCACCGUAUUCGCAACCUCCACUUGAGGGAUGGUUUGUCAGCCCUCCACGUGUGUGUGUCCCCUGUGUGUGUGAGAGAGAGGAGUAAGAGAGAGAGAGAGACACGUCGGAGGGUUUUUCUCGCUCUUAUCGAGUUUUUCCGUGUGGAUUCGCUUGCGAGUUUUUCGGUGUGUGACAGACGGCAGGAUGGACAGACAGGCAGACUGACGGGUGUGUGCGGUGCAUUGCGUUGCGGUGGGCGGCCUUCCUCACUCUGUAGGGGAUGGACGGUCGAUACGACGGAUGCCAGACACACUGACCUGAGACACCUGUGUAGAUGGAUGGAUGGAUGGAUGGAUGGACUCCGUUCCGUUCCCCUGCUAAGCUAACAAACCAAACCUGUGUGCCUGAAUGGGUCACUUACUUGCGGUAGGUACUGACGUGGUACGCACCUUUUCUGCGUGCGGGAGCGCGCCGGUGCCGUGUGUUGUGUAUGUGCCGUCGCGUUGUGUGAUGCGAAAUACGUGUGUGUGUGUGUGUGUGUGGCACGGAUUGCGCGUACGUACUCUGUCCGUUUGUCCGUUUGUGUGGUGUGCCCAUUGCGUAUGGACAGAGAGGCGACCGGCAGACAGACAUUGAGACAGACAUUGAUAUGGAGAAACCCAUGCAUGGACCUCCCAACCUACUCGGACGACGCAUUGCAUUGCAACCGACAGACAUACAGCUGCAGAAAUGUAUGUGUGUGUGUGUGUAUGGAUGGCGGGCGGUUUUCACCACUUACUCCGCCCGCCUCUGUACGCAUCUCAUCCAGGUAGGUCGCCGCGUCUCGUAUACGUACGUGUGUGUGUACAUUAACUACAUAAGUGAGGGUAGCUGUCUGUGUCCGUGCGGCUGGAUGGAUGGAUGCCGACCGGCACCUCCGAAAACAACAAACUCGCUGCAUGUGUCUGGUGUGUGCACGUGUGUGUGCACUUAGGGUGGCUGACACUCACCCAGCCUGUGGGUCUGGCUGUCGACGUUGGUGUGAAUCAGUGUGUGUGA
This is a messenger RNA of Vitrella brassicaformis, 2880 nucleotides long. The record is from the annotation of a GenBank genome assembly. Lineage: Eukaryota; Vitrellaceae.